AUGCCGGGUCUUAUUGGCAUUGGUGAAUUUAUUGAGGAAACCCGAGAAGAUUACAGUUCACCAACCACUUCAACAUUCGUGUCGCGUAUGCCACAAUGUCGCCAAACAAUAAAUGCAUUAGAAGAAACACUAGAUUUCGACCGGGAGGGCCUCACCAAAUUGAAGAAGGCCAUCAAAGCCAUACACAAUUCCGGAAAUGCACACGUGGACAACGAGAUGUACCUGUCGCGGGCGCUGGAGCGGCUCGGUGGCAACGCGCUCAGCAAGGACUCUGAGCCCGAUAUCGGCGCCGCUUUCUUCAAGUUCGCCGUCGUCACCAAGGAACUGUCGGCGCUCAUGAAGACCUUGAUGCAGAACGUCAACAACAUAGUAAUGUUCCCAGUGGAUAGUUUGUUGAAAGGUGAUCUCAGAGGUGUUAAGGGCGAUCUAAAGAGGCCAUUCGACAAAGCGUCCAAAGACUACGAGUCCAAGUACCUGAAAAUCGAGAAGGAGAAGAAGUCGCAGGCGAAGGAGGCCGGUCUCAUCCGGACCGAAGUGACACCAGCGGAGAUAGCCGAUGAAAUGGAGAAAGAAAGGAGACUGUUUCAGUUGCAAAUGUGCGAGUACCUGAUAAAGUUCAACGAGAUCAAGACGAAGAAGGGCAUCGAGCUGCUACAGCACCUAGUCGAGUACUACCACGCGCAGACGAACUAUUUCCAAGAUGGCCUGAAGACGAUCGAGCACUUUGGGGUGUACGUGGCGGACUUGAGCGUGCAAUUGCAGAAGAUAAGGCAGCAGCAAGACGACGAGCGGCGGAGGCUGCUUGAACUCAGGAACAUGCUCCGGGCCGCUGCUCCACAGGAUAGAGAGGUUGCGUCAACAUUAGGCGGAUACUCGUUGCACCAGUUACAAGGCGACAAGCAGCACGGCGUGACCAGGAGCGGCUAUUUGCUGAAGAAGUCCGAAGGGAAGGUGCGCCGUGUGUGGCAGAAGCGUCGGUGCCGGGUGGCAGCCGAGGGCUACCUGGACAUAUUCCACGCGGACGAGAACAAACCGCCCGCCAGGGUCAACCUGCUCACCUGCCAAAUUAAAGUCGCCUCCGAAGACAAGAGGUCCUUCGAUCUAGUCUCCUACAACCGCACGUACCACUUCCAAGCGGACGACGAGAGCGACCAGCGCGCUUGGACCUCCGUGCUGGUGAACUGCAAGGAGGGCGCUCUGCUGAGGGCGUUCCACCAGCAGGCAGGAGAGGGCGACGGCCACUCGCUGCUCGACCUGCAGCGGGCGAUUAUACGGGCCGUGCGCUCGAUGCCCGGCAACCACGUGUGUGCGGACUGCGGCUCCUCAAACGACCCCACAUGGCUUUCCACCAACUUCGGAAUAAUAGUCUGCAUAGAAUGCUCGGGAAGCCAUAGGGAGCUGGGCGUGCAUAUAUCGCGAAUUCAGUCCCUUACGUUGGACAGGCUGAGCACUUCACAGUUGCUGCUGGCCCGACACAUGGGCAACCAGCUCUUCAACGAGGUCAUGGAGAACACUCUGGAUGAGCGGGACAAACUCACUCCUGAGAGCACCAUGGAGGAGCGUCUGCGGUUCAUCCGCGAGAAGUACGUGUACCGCGCCUGGGCGGCGCGCACUUGCCGCGACGAGGCAGAGCGCCUCUCCGAGGUGGAGCACGCCGUCAACAACGCGCACCUGCAGAACCUGCUGCAGGCCUACGCGGAGGGCGCCGACCUCGCCGCCCAGCUGCCGUGCUCCGACUGCGGCGAGACGGCACUCCACCUGGCGAUAUCGCGCGAGCUCGGCGACGGCUCGUGCCUGCACAUCGUCGACUUCCUCGUGCAGAACGGCGGGCCGCAGCUGCUCGACCGCACCACCGCGUCGGGCAUGAGCGCGCUGCACCUCUGCGCGAUGUUCGACCGCACGGAGCCGAUGAAGCUGCUGCUCAAGGCGGGCGCCGACGCGGCCAUCAGGGACGCCGGCGGCCGCACCGCGCUCGCGCUCGCCCGCCAGCUGGGGCACCGCGCCUGCCAGGAGCUGUUGGAGAGUGUCGACAAGAGGGAGAAGAGUAUUUUCGAAAACAUCAACAUCGAUUGGAACUUGUCCCAUGACGAUGGAUCCACGGACUUCUCGGAUGACGACACAGUGAUUGAUGAGAGACAGAACGGUAGUGUCACACCGGAGAAGAAGUGCCCGCGCUCGCGGCCGCCGUCCUACGCGGGCGGCGCUUGCGGGGGAGGGGGUGCGGCGGGGGGCGCGGGCGGCGGAGGGGGAGGGGGCGACUCGCCCGUGCUCCGCUCGCGCUCGUCCACGUGCGACUCGCUUCACCACGCCCCACCAACGCCCACCACGCUGCCCAGGAAGCCCAACGUGUAUAAUAUCGGCAGCCUGAAGAAGCGUGCUGCACCAUUACCACCGGCCGUGGCGUUGUCGCACCCACCGCCGCAUCCACGGUCCACACCAUCGCCUUCUGCAGACAGCACUCGAUCUAUACAUGCCGGCGGCGUGGUGAAGCACCGGCCCCAGCAGCCACCCCCCCCCCCGCCCCCCGCCACGAUGCACAACGGCGCCCACCACCGCGACGAGCCGACGCCGCCGCCCAGAAAGAAGAAAAAUAGAUUGCACCUGGAAAAGGCUGUCAAUGCGAAACUGAAAAGGGAGUGUUCUAGCCAAGAGUCCUCGCUGGAGCUGUGCGACGUGUCGGACGCGUGCCUCGACGACAGCCGCGUGCAGUCGUCGCCCUCGUGCGAGGGCGCGCGCUCGCGGGACCGCUCGCGCCACAGCCACAGCGACAGCCGCUCGCUCGACGUCUCCGACGCGUCGAGCGUGCACUCGCGCUCGCCGUCCGCCUCCGUCACUAUGAUGAGCGGCAGCAUGAGACGAUGUCGGGCCCUGUACGACUGUUCGGCCGACAACGAAGACGAGCUCUCGUUCCGCGAAGGCGAGGUCAUCGUCGUCAUCAACGAGCGCACUGAGGACGACAACUGGAUGGAGGGCCAAGUAGAGGGCACGAACAGACGCGGCAUGUUCCCCGUCUCCUUCGUCCACAUGCUACCGGAC
Messenger RNA from Iphiclides podalirius (scarce swallowtail), 3036 nucleotides. NCBI's taxonomy places the organism in Eukaryota, Metazoa, Arthropoda, Insecta, Lepidoptera, Papilionidae. The record is from the annotation of a GenBank genome assembly.